AUGACCACAGUGACGGCCACCACUGCCAACAGCCUUCCCACCUGUCUGGGGAAGACACAAGCCUCGGGCUGGGGCUGGGCCGAGCCCCCCGCCCGCCCCUCGCUUACCGGCAGGGCGGGCCGGCCCCGAUGGGCUCCGGGCUGUGACAGCGGCCCGGCCCUCGAUAGCCCCCGAUGGGCUCCGGGCUGUGACAGCGGCCCGGGCCCGGCCCUCGAUAGCCCCCGAUGGGCUCCGCGCUGUGACACCGGCCCGGGCCCGGCCCUCGAUAGCCCCCGAUGGGCUCCGCGCUGUGACACCGGCCCGGGCCCGGCCCUCGAUAGCCCCCGAUGGGCUCCGCGCUGUGACACCGGCCCGGGCCCGGCCGGCGCCAUCCGCCACCUCCGCCCGCACGGCCGGGGCGGAGCGCGGGGCCGGCCCUCGGCCACGGGGAGGGACGGGCGGAGCGAGCCUCAGCUCCGUGUGAAGCCUCCUUCUCCUUCCAGACGAGGGGAGAUGGGCAAAUUCACACAAAUGCGGUAUUGUGAGUGUUCCUGCAACAAGGUGCCAUGGAACAGUGUGGAAAUACAAGACUUGAGAUUCUAGACUUACUGACCUUACACUCAGACUGACAACCAGCCAGUUAAUUCUGAUUGACCAGUAUCAUCUUCACAAACAAAUGAUGAUUUCAAGACCCUUUUUCUCCAGCUACGGAGCUCAGAAUCAGUCAAAAGCUACUGAAAGGUACCUGGCCUGGUUUAGCUCCAAUUUUUCCUCGUUUGUUGAAGCCUUGCCCGUUUGUGACAGAGCUGAACUGUGGGUUUGUUUGUCCUGCCCCUCAAUCUAACCCGAACUUCCUGCUGCUCCUGGAUGGAGUUUUGUCACUUCCCUGUGAGAUUAUGCUGUAAACUGCAGGGUCACCAGCUCUUAAAGCCACAAGAUACUGACAUUAAAUCGCACAGAUUAUGCUCCUGCUGAGGGAAUUUCCAGGUCAGAGGCUAACCACCCUUUCAACGCCUGUUCUUUGCACCGAGAGUGUAAAAAGUCAAGCUGGAAACCUGGUGCAUAAGGGCAGCAAUUCGCAGCUCUCCUUAAAUGAGUCGUCACUUCCUCAUGUGUAUUUUCAGCUACUCAGCAGAGCUGGUGAAGUGUCUCGAGUGCUUUGUUUCUGCCAGUCAGAAAGAGAGAAUACACUAACAUGCCUUUUAAGGACAUUCAAGAAUACACUAGUGUGUAAAAAAGAGGAAAAACACACAAGAAGGUUCUAUAAGCAAUUGUGGCUAAUUUUGUGAACUAUGUUAGACGUGUGUUUGAUUGCAGAGUGGAAAAAAAACAAAACACAAAACUCUGAACUAUUUACUUAAAAGACUAUAUACUUUUAACUUUAAUAAAAUGGAGUAGGUUUGGUUUUAUUAGUUUGCCAAGACAACAGAAAAUUUAGAUGACCUUAGUUCCAGGUAAUCCUCAUUUCAGUUAGAGUCUCUCAGUUCAGGUAAGUCUCCUUCAGUUAAAAUAAAUUAUUUCAAGAUAAGAAAAUAGAAUAUAAAUGAGCUAAGCAGCUCUGCAUUUAUAUCAAGCACAUCUGGUUUAUCUCAGUUAUCUUUUAGUUUCUUUAAAUUUUUUUUUCUCCUCUCUUGAGUCGGAACAGAGAAAUUUUGCAGCUCAUUAGUCUUGUAUACAUAUGUUGAAGUUGUUACUCUCUGGUGUCAGUGACUCAGAAUCGUUCUGAUUCACCUUUGAUAUGAUUCAUACCUCGCACUGAGUUCUCACUGAGGGCCAGCUGAGAAAGGGACCCUGCUGUGCCAAAGACUGUGCAGACAGAGACAGGAUUUCUGCUGCUAAGAGCUUAUAAUUAGCUGCACUCACACAUGCGAUGAGCAGAACUCCAGCCCUCUCAGCCACAGGCAUCUGAGAACUCCAAAAAUGGUGAUAUCACACCGGCAGCACUUUUCAGCAGGGUAUUUUGGGGGUAUGUUCACCUCCUGGGAAGGAGAGAUUGGG
Molecule: messenger RNA, 1977 nt
Organism: Motacilla alba alba
Lineage: Eukaryota; Metazoa; Chordata; Aves; Passeriformes; Motacillidae
Product: collagen alpha-1(I) chain-like
Exons: 4
Coding region: 1-582 (193 amino acids)
Source: RefSeq, a predicted model, not a curated record